Dendrobium catenatum is the source of this 1470-nucleotide messenger RNA. Its product is annotated as monooxygenase 1. NCBI's taxonomy places the organism in Eukaryota, Viridiplantae, Streptophyta, Magnoliopsida, Asparagales, Orchidaceae. Gene Ontology annotation, molecular function: FAD binding. The transcript has 6 exons. The coding region runs from base 78 to 1283 and encodes 401 amino acids. The record is from RefSeq and is a predicted model, not a curated record.
CUGAUUUUCCCAUUUUUUUUUAAGCUCAGUAGUUGCCUUAAAAUAUUCAGUGAAGAAACAGAAAAGCAAAGAAGGAAAUGAAAGCUGCAGAAGAGACUCAUGAUAUUGUCAUCAUCGGCGGCGGUAUCUGUGGUCUCGCCACCGCCCUAGCUCUUCACCGGAAGGGCAUUAAAAGCCUGGUUUUGGAGAGGUCUGAUGAACUAAGAACAACUGGAGGUGCCAUCUCUGUAUAUAUGAAUGGCUGGCAUGCGCUUGACCAACUUGGGGUGGGAGAGGAGCUCCGUUCUAAGGCUAUCCUUAUCAAAGAGAUAAAGGAUUCUUGGUUGUUCAAAGAAGAAACAAUUACAACACCAAGCAGGAAAGCAGGGCUUCGAUGCUUAAAAAGGAGUGAUCUUGUUGAAACAUUGGCCGCUACACUCCCAGCUGAAUCAAUUCGCUUUAGUUGCAGAAUUGUAGCAACAGAGAUUGAUCCAGUUACAUCCUUUCCCAUUAUUCAUGCCAGUGAUGGGCUCAUCAUCAAAGCUAAGAUUUUAGUUGGCUGUGAUGGAUCAAACUCAGUUGUGGCAAAAAAAUUAGGCUUGAAGGCCCCAAAGAUAUCCCCAAUAUGUGAGGCGCGAGGUUUCACAAAUUAUCCAAAUGGCCAUAGUUUUGGUGAUCAAUUUCUUCGUCUAUGGGGUCAUAAUUUCUUACUUGGAAGGGCUCCUAUUAAUGACAAGCUAGUUUUCUGGUUUGUGGAUCACAAGUUCAAUCAAAGAGAUAUAGAAGCAAGGGAAGAUCCCAAAUUAAUCAGAGAUUUAACCUCACAACGACUUGAAGGUUCCCCUGAAGAGGUGAUCGACAUGAUUAAAAACUGCGAAAUUAACUCAUUAACACUCACACGAAUCAGAUACCGAGCACCAUGGCACAUUCUAUUUGGUAAAAUGCAGAAAGGAACAACCACCCUUGCAGGAGAUUCAUUUCACGUCAUGGACCCUUCCAUUGGCCAAGGAGGUUCUGCAGCCAUAGAAGAUGCCGUGGUGCUUGCCAGAUGCUUGGCAGGAGAGCUUCAGCAUCAUCAAGUUGCCGACAGUGGCGAACUGAAGAAGAGAGCUGAAGCUGCCAUUGCCAAAUAUGUUAGGGAGAGAAUGCUGAGGAUAAUGAGCUUGUCAACACGAGCAUUUCUUAUUGGUUCUAUGUCUGCAACCUCUUCCUGGAUUAAAAGGGUGAUUUUUUGUGUUCUGUUAGUUUUGCUCUCUGGUAAUAACUCACUUAGCCAUGCCCAGUUUGAUUGUGGUCAUCUCUGAGCUUUUGUGGAAGUAAUUGAUUUCUGACUGAACAUGGAAGCAGUUCUCUCAGGAUGUUCAGAAUGUGUUGUGCAGAUAACUGUUACAAUAUUUGGUUGCUAUCAUGUGAAGCGUAAGGUAGUAUUUUGAAAUAUCUGGAUUUACACUGAGAGCAAUUUUAAUGAACUUCAAUCAGAUUGAUGUUUAA